GAGGGAGAAGGCAAUUGCCGGCGAGCAUUCUGUGAGCGAGCUAGACCAAAAGGAAAGCAGGCAUCAUUGUGAGAGAAAAGGGUAUUUUUGUCAAUUUUGUGGUAACCGACCCGAAUCUGUCCUACUAAUACUGGGCUAGAAUUUUAAAAAAUUGGCCCACUGUCAUUUAUUUCCUGAGCCUAGGUCCAAUUUACGCUCUGAAGUGUAAACCCUAGUUAUCCAACAAGGAGAAAGAGUCGCCAGAUUGAUUGUAUAAAUUUAUUUUCUUUGUUUCUUGGGUGAGGGAGUGGCCGAGGGCGAGAGCUUCAGCAAGCAACGAUGUCGAAGAGAGGUCGCGGUGGAACGGCCGGGAACAAGUUCCGGAUGUCACUGGGUCUUCCGGUGGCGGCGACAGUGAACUGCGCUGACAAUACUGGAGCUAAGAACCUCUACAUUAUUUCGGUGAAGGGGAUCAAAGGUCGCCUCAACCGUUUGCCGUCUGCUUGCGUUGGUGACAUGGUCAUGGCCACCGUGAAGAAAGGAAAGCCUGAUCUUAGGAAGAAGGUCCUGCCAGCUGUCAUUGUUCGCCAGCGCAAGCCAUGGCGCAGAAAGGACGGCGUUUAUAUGUACUUUGAAGAUAAUGCGGGUGUCAUUGUUAAUCCCAAGGGUGAGAUGAAAGGCUCCGCAAUUACUGGUCCAAUUGGCAAGGAGUGUGCUGAUUUAUGGCCUAGGAUUGCAAGUGCCGCCAAUGCAAUUGUCUGAGUUAGGGAAUUGGCUUAACAUGUAUUUUCUUGUAGAAUUUUGAAGUUAUUUGCGUGGUUUUGUUUACUUUUAAUUAUACGCCAGUGAAUUAGUUUAUUUUGUUCCGUUGCUAUUUUUUUGAAUAUCGUGUUUCUAAGAAGUUAAUUGGCAGCUAAGGAGUUGUUUUUG
Prosopis cineraria is the source of this 909-nucleotide messenger RNA. Its product is annotated as 60S ribosomal protein L23. The record is from RefSeq and is a predicted model, not a curated record. Gene Ontology annotation, biological process: translation. Lineage: Eukaryota; Viridiplantae; Streptophyta; Magnoliopsida; Fabales; Fabaceae. The coding region runs from base 319 to 741 and encodes 140 amino acids. The transcript is spliced from 4 exons. Gene Ontology annotation, cellular component: cytosolic large ribosomal subunit; ribosome. Gene Ontology annotation, molecular function: structural constituent of ribosome; large ribosomal subunit rRNA binding.